AUGGAUUCGGACGGCACUCUGACCGACAGUGAUCGCUCCAACUACGAUGAGAAGGACAACGCAUGGGCUCUCAAGCCAAAGGUUGCUGCAGUUAGAGAGAGAGACGAGCGCUCUGGCUUUCAUGCACGACAACUAGGCGUGACGUGGCAAAACCUCACAGUAAAGGCUGUCAGCGCCGACGCAGCAAUUCACGAGAAUGUGGCCACGCAAUUCAACAUACCCAAGCUCGUUCAGGAGUCGAGACAUAAACCACCAUUGAAGACAAUCCUCGACAACACACAUGGCUGCGUGAAACCAGGAGAGAUGUUGCUGGUUCUAGGUCGACCAGGUUCCGGGUGCACAACUCUAUUGAGUCUGUUGGCCAACCGAAGGGAUGGGUACACCUCAGUCUCUGGCGAUGUCCGAUACGGGUCAAUGGAUGCCAAGGAGGCCAAAAAGUACAGAGGCCAGAUCGUCAUGAAUACAGAGGAAGAACUAUUCUUUCCGACCCUGACUGUGGGCCAGACUAUGGAUUUUGCGACACAACUAAAGAUCCCAGCAAAACUUCCCAACGGAGUUGCAUCUGAUGAGGAAUUGCGCAUCGAAACCCGUGAUUUUCUGUUGCAAUCCAUGGGAAUUGAGCACACCUUCGAUACGAAGGUUGGAAAUGAGUUCGUCCGUGGUGUUUCAGGUGGAGAGAGGAAGAGAGUGUCUAUCAUCGAGACUAUGGCGACCCGAGGCUCAGUCUUCUGCUGGGACAAUAGCACACGAGGUCUUGAUGCUAGCACGGCUCUGGAGUAUACCAAAGCUAUUCGAGCGAUGACGGAUAUCCUUGGCCUCUCGUCCAUUGUGACCCUCUACCAGGCCGGCAAUGGCAUCUAUAAGCUCUUCGACAAAGUGCUCGUUCUUGAUGCCGGGAAGGAAAUCUACUACGGUCCUAUGAAUGAAGCCAGACCCUUCAUGGAAGAGCUCGGAUUUGUGUGCCAAGAUGGAGCCAACGUUGCCGAUUUCUUGACUGGUGUUAGUGUCCCAACAGAACGGCAGAUUCGUUCUGGCUGCGAGAACACCUUUCCUCGGGACCCAGAGACCCUCCGUGAGAAAUAUGAGGCGUCACUGAUCCAUUCUCAAAUGAUUUCUCAGUACGACUUCCCAAACACAGAAGCAGCGAUUGAAAAUACCAGAUUGUUUCGAGAGGGUGUGGCAGCCGAGAAACAUCAACAAUUGCCUGCAAGCAGUCCAUUGACGGUCAGUUUCACUACGCAGGUGAAAGCAUGUGUUACUCGUCAAUAUCAAAUCAUAUGGGGAGACAAAGCUACAUUCCUCAUCAAACAGAUCUCGACAUUGGCGCAAGCUCUCAUCGCGGGUUCGUUGUUCUACAACGCGCCCAACAAUUCCGGGGGUCUUUUUGUCAAAUCUGGAGCUCUGUUUUUUUCCCUUCUCUUUAACUCUCUCUUGUCAAUGUCUGAGGUUACGGAAUCCUUCGGUGGCCGGCCGGUUCUGGUCAAGCACAAACACUUCGCCUACUUCCACCCAGCUGCAUUUUGCAUCGCUCAGAUUGCAGCAGAUAUUCCGGUCAUCUUGUUCCAGGUCUCAAUUUUCUCUAUAGUGCUGUAUUUCAUGGUUGGGUUGACCAUGUCAGCUAGUAUCUUCUUUACCUAUUGGGUUAUUCUUCUGGCGACGACAAUGUGCAUGACCGCCAUGUUCCGCUCCAUUGGUGCCUCAUUCUCGACCUUUGAUGGUGCAUCUAAGGUUUCCGGUCUCGUCAUUGCACUAGCCAUCAUGUACACCGGUUAUAUGAUCCAAAAGCCUCAGAUGCACCCUUGGUUCGUCUGGAUAUAUUGGAUCGACCCGCUGGCAUAUGCAUUCAAUGCACUUUUGUCGAACGAAUUUCAUGGCAAAACGAUUCCUUGUGUCGGUACCAACAUUGUUCCCAUGGGCGCUGGUUACGACGAUCCCCUGCACAUGUCUUGUGCUGGCGUAGGUGGUGCAGUUCAAGGCGCAACCUCGGUGUCUGGCGAUGCAUACUUGGCUUCCUUGUCGUACAGUCAUGCUCAUUUGUGGCGAAAUUUCGGCAUUGUCUGGGCAUGGUGGGCACUAUUUGUUGCGAUUACUAUUGUGAUGACCAGUCGCUGGCGUUCCGCGGCUGAAGGUGGCCCUUCGCUUCUUAUUCCUCGUGAGAAAGCCAAGGUUGCCCGCGCCUUACAGAUGGAUCCAGAAUCUCAAGUUCAGGAAAAACAGGCCAUACCAAGUAGUAGAGAUCGCAGUGGCGACAACACCGCUGUAGCGACCCCCGAUCAGGGUUCAGUUGCUGACAAUCUCAUCCGCAACACAUCAAUCUUUACCUGGAAGAACCUUACUUACACUGUCAAAACACCAUCCGGCGACCGUGUCCUUCUAGAUGACGUCCAAGGCUGGGUUAAGCCGGGGAUGCUUGGCGCAUUGAUGGGCUCGUCUGGCGCUGGAAAGACUACGUUGCUUGAUGUUCUGGCUCAACGCAAGACAGAAGGUACUAUCCACGGAUCUGUUCUAGUCGACGGUCGCCCUUUACCUGUAUCAUUCCAGCGUUCUGCCGGGUAUUGUGAACAGCUUGAUGUUCAUGAGCCGUUCGCCACGGUGCGUGAAGCUUUAGAGUUCUCAGCCCUACUGAGACAAGACCGAGCUGUCUCCAAAGAAGAAAAGCUAGAAUACGUUGACACAAUUAUUGACCUGCUCGAGCUCCAUGACCUUGCUGACACUCUCAUUGGCCGAGUGGGGGCAGGUCUGACCGUGGAGCAAAGGAAAAGAGUAACUAUCGGAGUUGAGCUGGUAUCUAAGCCAAGUAUCCUCAUCUUUCUGGAUGAACCGACAUCAGGUUUGGAUGGCCAAUCGGCUUUCAACACUGUCAGAUUCUUGCGCAAACUUGCAGAUGUUGGUCAGGCUGUUCUGGUCACCAUUCACCAGCCCUCUGCUCAGCUGUUUGCUCAGUUUGAUACACUCCUUCUUCUCGCAAAGGGUGGAAAGACUGUGUACUUCGGUGAUAUUGGUGAUAACGCGUUGACCGUCAAGGAAUAUUUCGGCAGAUUUGGUGCGCCAUGUCCCGAAGAAGCCAACCCGGCGGAGCAUAUGAUUGAUGUUGUUUCUGGUCAUCUUUCUCAAGGGCGCGACUGGAAUCAGAUCUGGCUGGAUUCGCCCGAGCACGAUGCAGUCUCGAAGGAGCUUGAUCGCAUGAUCAACGACGCGGCCGCCAAGCCUCCAGGAACAGUCGAUGAUGGGCAUGAGUUCGCUAUGCCCUUAUGGUCCCAAAUUACAAUCGUCACGCAGCGAAUGAACACCGCCCUGUUUCGUAACACCGAUUACAUUAACAACAAAUUCGCGCUUCACAUCUCGUCAGCACUAAUGAACGGAUUCUCGUUCUGGAUGAUUGGCGACACGAUCAGUGAUUUGCAGAUGCGACUCUUCACUGUGUUCAAUUUUAUCUUCGUUGCACCUGGUGUUAUCAAUCAGCUUCAGCCGCUCUUCAUUGAGCGACGUGACAUCUUCGAGACCCGCGAGAAGAAGUCUAAAAUGUACUCUUGGGUAGCUUUCGUCACCGGCCUCGUCUUCUCCGAGUUCCCCUACCUGUGCAUCUGCGCGGUUUUAUACUUUGUCUGUUGGUACUACACUGUUGGAUUUCCUAACGACUCCAAUCGUGCCGGUGCUACCUUCUUCGUCAUGCUUAUGUACGAGUUCGUCUACACCGGUAUCGGUCAGUUCAUUGCAGCUUACGCACCGAAUGCCGUGUUUGCCUCUCUCGCCAACCCGGUCUUUAUUGGUGUCCUGGUCUCGUUCUGUGGUGUUCUGGUGCCAUACUCCCAACUUCAGGUUUUCUGGAAAUACUGGAUGUACUACCUCAACCCGUUCAACUAUUUGAUGGGUUCAAUGCUCGUAUUUGAUGUCUGGGGAACCCCGAUUCACUGUGCCGAGAAGGAGUUCGCUGUUUUCGACCCCCCGAACGGCACGACAUGCUCGCAAUACCUCGCUGACUAUAUGAUGGGUGCUGGAUCGGCCAGCAACCUCGUCAACCCCGAUGCCACAUCAGGGUGCAAGGUGUGUCAGUACAGCGAUGGUAGUGACUACCUGAGGACACUCAAUCUCAACACAUAUUCCUACGGCUGGCGCGAUGCUGGAAUAGUGGUCAUCUUCGCUUUCAGCUCAUACGCGUUGGUCUACGCUUUGAUGAAACUGAGAACUAAGACUUCCAAGAAAGCCGAAUAA
Truncatella angustata is the source of this 4212-nucleotide messenger RNA. Its product is annotated as ABC-2 type transporter. NCBI's taxonomy places the organism in Eukaryota, Fungi, Ascomycota, Sordariomycetes, Amphisphaeriales, Sporocadaceae. The record is from RefSeq and is a predicted model, not a curated record. Gene Ontology annotation, cellular component: membrane. Gene Ontology annotation, molecular function: ATP binding; ABC-type transporter activity; ATP hydrolysis activity. The coding region runs from base 1 to 4212 and encodes 1403 amino acids. Gene Ontology annotation, biological process: transmembrane transport. The transcript has 6 exons.